Ostertagia ostertagi is the source of this 270-nucleotide messenger RNA. The record is from the annotation of a GenBank genome assembly. Lineage: Eukaryota; Metazoa; Nematoda; Chromadorea; Rhabditida; Trichostrongylidae.
AUUAUCCCAAUCACCGAUUUCAACAGGAAUUUACUUCCGGUCCACUUUGUCAUCGAUCCAGGACCGGAUUUCAGCUGGUGGAGUGACGAAGAAGACGCGACGAUGGCCGCACGACUGGCGAUGAACGACGGCGAUAAGCUAGCUUUACUAAGCGAGUAUAUGGAUCUGGUGAAAAUGGAUGUGAGAAGGGGAAGUGUGAAGAAAACGCGGCCGAUUCGUACUACGCAGUCGACGGCGACUAUGGAAAAGAGUAUGACACUGGCUAGUAGU